Messenger RNA from Phytophthora sojae, 414 nucleotides. RefSeq lists its product as hypothetical. The annotation marks the transcript as partial. Lineage: Eukaryota; Oomycota; Peronosporomycetes; Peronosporales; Peronosporaceae. The transcript has 2 exons. The record is from RefSeq and is a predicted model, not a curated record.
GUCCUGCUUCGCUUCUUACAGCUCGUUGGACGGCCACUCAAGAAGCUGUCAAUCCAGACGGGCAACGCGAACAUCCGCUGCUUUGGUCUCGUGUACUACAACACUCCCGCUGAUGUUAUCACUCGCUUCGCCCAGACGCUCGGAGACCCGGACAGUGCGCUCGCUGAUGGGAUGCGCGAGUUGUGCUUGAGCGCUGAUAACCAGGAGUUCCCCAUGACCGACGGCAACGUGAAGGCGUUCCUGGACGUGCUCAAGACCAACCACAAACUCAUUUACCUCGAUCUAUUGGUGCUGCCGGCGCUGUUUGACAAGUACUCGGCUGCGUUUCGAGCUCACCACCAGGAAACGCUCUGCGUGGAGAAGGAGAGGCUGCCGCUGCGUUCCCGCCUGGCGUUUCUGAGUGUGGUUCGUGGU